AUGUCAAAUACGUACCCACAGGCUCGGAUCCUGACUAAGAUAAAUGAUCCGCUACACAUUAUAAAAACAAGACAAAUAACCCAUAAUAGGCCAGUUACCAUUGCUGGCCCAAUGGUUCGAUACUCCAAACUGCCAUUUCGCCAAGUGUGCCGGCACUAUGACGCUGACAUAGUUUAUACACCCAUGAUUCUGGCUCGCGAAUUUGUACGUAACUGCCACGCGAGGAUAGCGGACUUCAGCUCAAAUGAAAGUGAUUCGCCUCUCAUUGUCCAAGUAGGAGUAAAUAAUGUUACAGAUCUGCUACGAUUCGUGGAAAUGGUAAGUCCUUAUUGUGAUGGGAUCGGAAUCAACUGCGGGUGCCCAAUCAAGGAGCAAAUAAGGGAAGGAAUUGGUUCGGCUCUCAUUUACAAUCCAGAGCUUUUGUCUUCAAUGGUAUCCGCUGUGAAGGAGAAAUAUGGAGACAAAGUAAGAUUAGAAACCAAGAUUAGGAUACACGAUGAUUGGGAUCAGACGGUUGAUCUUUGUCAUAAGCUCUGUGAUGCAGGCGUCGACUGGAUCACAAUUCAUGGCAGAACUAGAACUACGCGGUCUUCUGUCCCCGUGAACCUAGAUGCAAUCAAGUACAUCACAGACAAGAUUAAAGCCAAAAGUAAUGUACCCGUUAUUGCAAACGGAGACUGCUUUUCGAUGAGGGAUUUACAAAAAAUUGUGGAUUACUGCGGUGUCGAUGGUGUCAUGGCUGUAAGGGGCCUGCUAGACAACCCAGCUUUGUUCAGUGGCUAUGAUAAGUGCCCAUGGGGUGCUUUAGAAUUAUUCUGGCAUUACGCAAUGGAAUUCGGAGGUUUACCACACCAGCUGUUACUCCACCAUCUUCACUGCAUGUUUGAAAGCAUGGGAUUGGAAAAAAGCCUCCACAAUGAGCUGAUGAACAUUAGGACCACGACAGAACUCAUAGAGUGGUUUGAUAGCCAUUUUGUACUAAAAAGGUUUGGAGAAAUCGGAUUCUCUGAAGCAGUUGAUAUUCCUUUCAAACAUGCCUCUAAAGUAUAA
Molecule: messenger RNA, 1050 nt
Organism: Lachancea dasiensis
Lineage: Eukaryota; Fungi; Ascomycota; Saccharomycetes; Saccharomycetales; Saccharomycetaceae
Source: the annotation of a GenBank genome assembly